AGUUGGCUGUGAGUUACGAGCGCCGCCGCAUGGGUUGAGUUACGGCUCAAAUAGUGGCUAGUGAAGUCAAGCGUGAACAGCGGCUCUCAAAGCCUUGACUAAACAGUAUUCCAGUGUUAAAAGCAUCAAAAGAGGCCACCAUGACUGACAGGAAGGCAGUAAUAAAGAACGCUGAUAUGUCUGAGGACAUGCAGCAGGAUGCAGUGGAUUGUGCCACACAGGCUAUGGAGAAGUACAACAUCGAGAAGGACAUUGCUGCAUACAUCAAAAAGGAGUUCGAUAAGAAGUACAAUCCUACAUGGCAUUGUAUUGUGGGACGGAACUUUGGCAGUUACGUGACGCAUGAAACGAAGCAUUUCAUCUACUUUUACUUGGGUCAAGUGGCCAUCCUGCUCUUUAAAUCGGGCUGAGGAACAUCUGACAAUCGUGAAAGCUGGACAGCAAAUCUGGACUGUGAUGCACUGAGGCUUGAGCCGCACACACACACACACACACACACACACACACACAUACACACAUGCUUACAUUCUCUCCCACACAGACAUGAAUUUAGCUAUAGAGGCUGUGCAUAAUUGCAUGGACCGUGUAUAUUAUUUCAUUUGUAUAUGUUGCAAUACAGUAACUUUUUUGCUUUCUGUAGUUGCACGAGAUGACGCAACAAGAUGUUUUUUGGGUUUUUUUGUUAGGUUUUUUUCCAAGUCCAAAUUUAUUUUGCACUGAAGUUGUACAAAAUGCUUUGACCGCUGCCUUUAAAUUAUAUUAAAGAAUGAUAUGUCAUACUUA
Molecule: messenger RNA, 783 nt
Organism: Danio aesculapii
Lineage: Eukaryota; Metazoa; Chordata; Actinopteri; Cypriniformes; Danionidae
Gene: dynll2b
Product: dynein, light chain, LC8-type 2b
Exons: 3
Coding region: 141-410 (89 amino acids)
Biological process (GO): microtubule-based process; cilium assembly
Cellular component (GO): cytoplasmic dynein complex
Molecular function (GO): dynein intermediate chain binding; dynein light intermediate chain binding
Source: RefSeq, a predicted model, not a curated record